Staurois parvus is the source of this 541-nucleotide messenger RNA. The record is from the annotation of a GenBank genome assembly. Lineage: Eukaryota; Metazoa; Chordata; Amphibia; Anura; Ranidae.
UCAUUCUCAGGUCACUUAAGAAGACAUGUGGCCACCUAAUGAAGUUGGGAUGCUGUCACCACAGAUGGUCAUCUCCUGUACUGUGUCCGCAGUCUCUGGUCAUCCCCUGUACGGUGUCCGCAGUCUCUGGUCAUCUCCUGUACGGUGUCCGCAGUCUCUGGUCAUCUCCUGCACUGUGUCCGCAGUCUCUGGUCAUCUCCUGCACUGUGUCCGCAGUCUCUGGUCAUCCCCUGUACUGUGUCCGCAGUCUCUGGUCAUCCCCUGUACUGUGUCCGCAGUCUCUGGUCAUCCCCUGUACUGUGUCCGCAGUCUCUGGUCAUCCCCUGUACUGUGUCCGCAGUCUCUGGUCAUCCCCUGUACUGUGUCCGCAGUCUCUGGUCAUCCCCUGUACUGUGUCCGCAGUCUCUGGUCAUCCCCUGUACUGUGUCCGCAGUCUCUGGUCAUCCCCUGUACUGUGUCCGCAGUCUCUGGUCAUCCCCUGUACGGUGUCCGCAGUCUCUGGUCAUCCCCUGUACGGUGUCCGCAGUCUCUGGUAAUCCCC